Molecule: messenger RNA, 1574 nt
Organism: Silurus meridionalis
Lineage: Eukaryota; Metazoa; Chordata; Actinopteri; Siluriformes; Siluridae
Product: PI-PLC X domain-containing protein 1-like
Exons: 6
Coding region: 273-1238 (321 amino acids)
Biological process (GO): lipid metabolic process
Molecular function (GO): phosphoric diester hydrolase activity
Source: RefSeq, a predicted model, not a curated record
UUUUCUGUAGAUCACCCAAUCAAACACAAGCUUUAGACUCAAACUUCUGCAGUGUGUGUUCGAGGAAGUAAAAGUUCAUGUGACCGCUGCUGUUUUUGCUUCCUUCAUCCGGGUAUCUCACACACACACACACACACACACACACACACACACACACACACACACUUUCGGAAGGAAACAUUUCAUCAAAGUGUCUCCUUGACAAUGCAAACCUCAGCCUCUGAUUUAUUCAAACGUUAUUUGAUAAGUGAAUUGAUACUUGGAGGUUCCAGAUGGGUUCCAGAUGUGCAGACUGGAUGUCUCAACUUCCUCUUGAGCUUAUCGAUGUUCCUCUGUGUGAUCUUGCGAUACCCGGUAGUCACGAUACCAUGACCUACUGUCUGGACCAGCACAGCCCAGUCCUGCUUUCAGAACCACGGAUACUGACCUUACUGGACCAGAUGGUACCCUGUAUCAUCCGGCCAUGUAUAAAGAAGUGGGCAACCACUCAGGAGAUGUCAGUUUCCAGUCAGCUGGAGUCAGGAAUCCGAUUUCUCGACCUUCGGAUCGCUCACAAGAAAAAAGAUUCAAACUGGACUUUUUAUUUUGCGCAUGGAUUAUACUCUCUACUUAGUGUGAAGGAGGUGCUCAGUGAUGUUAUGGACUGGUUAGAGCGUCACGCUAACGAAGUCGUGAUCAUUGCUCUGUCUGCUUUCGAUGAUAUGAACCCUGUACAGCACAGCGACCUCAUUGAUUUUUUGAUACAACUCUUUGGCAAUAAACUCUGUCCGAAAUCAGAAAUGCCUUCUCUGAGAACAUGCUGGACUCAUGGUUAUCAGGUGAUUCUUUCCUACGCUGAUCCAUCUGGGACUGAGCACAAGGAACUUUGGCCACAGUGGGAUUACUGGUGGGCCAAUGAGUCAGACCCGAACCUAGUCAUUUCCUAUCUGGAGCAAAAGAAGACGAUAGGAAGACCAGACGGUUUCUUCAUGGCUGGUCUAAACCUCACUGAGGACACCAGGUACGUCCUCACUCAUCUCACACAGUCUAUGAAGAGCAUGACGCUCCACGCUUACACUGUGCUAAUGGACUGGGUCAGAAAGCAGCACCCCGGCUCCCGGAAAACAUGCCUCAAUAUCAUCUGCGCAGACUUUGUCGGGAUUUCAAGAAACGAGUUCUGUGAGGUUGUUAUCGGACUCAAUACCGAUCGCAGAAUAGUGAAAGAUGGAGAGGGAGAGAACAACAGUGUUUUCACAUAAAUAUUUUGUCCUUUAGGGUUUAGUGCUUUCUGAAAAUACCGGUUCGGGUUUACAGCUUAGUGUUUAUAUACGUGGUUGACGUUGUUAAGCCAAAAAAUAAUAAUGAUCUGGACAUUUUAAUAGAUCUCUUAUAAAAGAUGUCUGAAUAUUUCAAUUCAAUGCAGUGAGGGUCAAAUGGUAUGACCUGGAGGUGAAAUGUAAAUCACUUUUCCAUCUGAAUAUAUUUGACAGGUUUGGAUGGUUUUAUGAUAUAAUUCACUCAAGGAACGUGCCAGUUUAAGGAAAUAAAACCUGUGUUGAGGUAAAUCUCUUUUGUAAUAAAAUCAUAAAUUCAGA